AUGCGUGUUGUUGCAAAUUUAUCAACGAUGUUUCAAAAUGUUGAACUCAUAAAAAGAUAUGAAAAAGCGGCGAAAUUGGGAUUUCGUUUUGUUGAAAUUUCGUUGCCAUAUGAGGUUAAAGCUGAGGAAUUGAAGCGAGAAGCCGAUCGACAUUCAUUAAAACACAUUCUUAUAAAUGCUCCAGCCGGUGAUUGGUCGUCUGGUUUCCGUGGUAUCGCUGCUUUACCUUCGUGCCAGUCGGACUUCCCUGACAGCAUAACAACUGCAAUAGAAUAUGCUAAUAUUCUUGAAUGCAAAAAGUUUAAUCAGUGCUUGGUGGCUGUUAACAAUCCUCUUACAUUUAUACCUAUUCAAGGACAAGUUCAUAUUAUGGCUGGUGUAACUGAAAUCAAUGAUGAAUCAAUGACAACUUAUAUGGAAAAUAUUGCCUAUGCAUGCGGUGCUUUAGCUGAGCAUGGAAUUAUGUGUCUUAUUGAACCAAUUAACCAAAUUACGAUUCCGAAUUAUUUUCUUGGAUCAUACGCUCAAGCUGUAGAAAUAUUGCAACGAAUUGGCCAUCCAAAUUUGAGGAUAACGUUGGACAUAUUUCAUGCUCAACAAAUUUGUGGGAAACUUACAAAUACCAUUACGACGUUAUCGAAUUUCAUAGGUCAUGUUCAAGUCGCUCAAGUCCCUGGUCGUAAUGAACCUAAUUCUAAUGGCGAAAUAAAUUAUCAGUACGUUUUUGAAAUUUUAAAACGAUAUGGUAUUUGGGAUAUCGGAUGCGAAUACAGCGAGAGCAGUGAGCUGGCAGAAUCUGUUGAAUGGGUUCAUUUGAUAAAUGGUAUUGAUAAAUGUUUAUUGUCUUUCAUGAAUCCGACACCUUCUCAUGAUCAUCUUGAUUGGAUGAACUAG
This is a messenger RNA of Dracunculus medinensis (Guinea worm), 894 nucleotides long. The record is from the annotation of a GenBank genome assembly. NCBI's taxonomy places the organism in Eukaryota, Metazoa, Nematoda, Chromadorea, Rhabditida, Dracunculidae.